AUGGAGACGAAAAAAUCACCUAUAGCCAAGGACAGUCGAGUCCAAGAGCUAUCAGCCCAGCACUCGUUGUCGCAUUCACGAUCUGGGCUUCGGCUGUCUAAGCAUUAUCGUGACCGAGCUGUGCCUAGUGAGGAGGAACUUCCCCUCGUGGAACGCACCAAUGCCCUGAGCGUCCACGACUUUAUUGCCCGUUACAUCGACUCAACCAGACUACAUAUAGACAUCACAACAAAACAAGAUGACACCUCCCCGACAACUACCAAGGCACAGAUCCAUAUAUACUCCGCAUCCACCAUCCCCUCGCUCGAUUUCGAGGGCUGUUUCUCCCUAAUCGAAACUACUUCAUCUGAAAAUUAUGAAAACUCGUCGAUGGGCUGGUCACCGACCAAAAAACGCAAAGAAAUGCGUCUUCCAAAUAUGCGAUAUAUGGUUCUGAGGGGUCCGCCGCAGCCAUCACCGACUCCUCAAAGGAAUCAUAAUAAUAAUAAUAAUAAUCAAACCAGCACCAGCACUAGCACCGGCACGACUGGUGAUACGAGUGAGGUUUCAUCCACAUCUGAGCCGACGGAUACUACUCCUUCCCCUGCUGGUGCUACAACAACGAGCUCCCCACACUCCGAAGUCCUAGCCUUCCUCUCCUUCAUGACAACCUACGAAGAUGGCAAGCAGGUCCUGUACUGCUACGAAAUCCACAUUCAUCCUUUCCUCCAGGGCCAGGGGAUCGGACGGCAUCUCAUGACCCUUUUCGAGGACACAGGUCGACGAAUUGGGCUAGAAAAGGGCAUGUUGACUGUCUUCAGGGCUAAUAAUGCAGCCAUGAAGUUUUAUGAGAGGAUGGGAUAUGACGUUGACGAGUUUUCUCCGGGUCCAAGAAAGCUUAGGAAUGGGACGGUGAAGGAGCCGGAUUAUUUGAUUUUGUCUAAAGUAUUUUGA
This is a messenger RNA of Talaromyces marneffei, 933 nucleotides long. RefSeq lists its product as uncharacterized. The record is from RefSeq and is a predicted model, not a curated record. Gene Ontology annotation, cellular component: nucleus. The transcript is spliced from 2 exons. The coding region runs from base 1 to 933 and encodes 310 amino acids. Gene Ontology annotation, molecular function: histone H4 acetyltransferase activity; protein N-terminal-serine acetyltransferase activity; histone H2A acetyltransferase activity. NCBI's taxonomy places the organism in Eukaryota, Fungi, Ascomycota, Eurotiomycetes, Eurotiales, Trichocomaceae.